UACUGGACUGCUCAGCUUUACUGUGAAUGGCAAGGAAGUAGCAAACAAAUUCCAGGUUGAACCUGGGACGAAGUUGUAUCCAGCUGUCUUUUGUGAACCAACCAACAAUGAAAUGUUCCAGUUUGAACUGGGGAGAACAAAGACAACUCUCCCAUUGUCUGCUGCUCUCUUCCGUGGUGCCAAAGACCUCAUACCUCAGUGUCCAUCACGUCUGGAUGUCCAGCUGCUGGUGCCACACCGCUGGUCAAGUGUUCCCAAUAAGUCACUCAAGGUCAACACGCUCAAACUAUCCGAGAUUAGAGGCUGGAGCAUGCUUUGUGAGAGCCCAGUUGCCAUGCUUGGUCUUCAUAUACCAGAAGAAGACAGGAGUCUGGACAUUUUGGAACUGAUAGAGCAUACAGAGGCUCUUAAGUUCCACGUGCAUACAUUGGAACUGUACAGAGCUAUAUGUUCCCAUGGCAACCAUAGAGCAGCAUAUGAACUAACCAAACACGUUGAUGAACGCCAGUUGAUGUACUGCAUACAAAGUGAAUACCUGUCAGGGGCCCUGAGGAUGGGUUUCCAUGAUCUGCUGAUAUCUAUGCAUCUAGAAUCUCAUGCUGUCACAAGGUUGAUGACCCAAAACGAAUUUAUCAUCCCUCUGGUGGCGGAUCCCAAACCAUUGUAUCAAUUUGUUGACAAGGACAAGGAAAAAGAGCGACAGUCUAUUCCCAAACUGGAGCGCAGUGUCUCUAUUCGGCCUCAUUUACAGUUGGAAGGGGAGAGCAAUGUGGGCUCCAUGAACCUUGGUGUCCCAGAAGGCGUCACGCCCCCUGCCCCCAUGGCUGCACCCCCCUUCUACCUAGGAGCACUGAAAGAGCACACCAUGCACUCCCUGGUGAUGGCCGUCAAGACAGGAGGACCCCAUAUCAGGGAUCCCAUUGGAGGCUCACAGGAAAACUUGUUUGUGCCUCUCUUGCGUCUAAUAGAUCGUCUGCUGGUGAUGGGAAUGUGCACAGAGGAGGACCUCCAUCAGUUGUUUGUGCUCAUAGAUCCACAUACAUUUGACAAGGAAAGAAGUUUCUGUGCAGAGGGACUGUUGCAGAUGAAAUUAGCAGAGCCUGUCAAAUUGGAGAUGUGUCACCUGCUGAAACACCUUUGUGACUGCCAGCUUCGUAAAAGAAUGGAAUCCAUUAUGUCUUUUGCAACAGACUUCUGUGCAGCUGUUCAAAAUGACCAGAGAGUUAGAUACAACUAUAUCAAGCAGUCAGAUCUUCCACCAGCCAUUGCUGCCAAGAAAACUCGAGAGUUCCGCUGUACCCCUCAAGAGCAGAUGAGGUCCUUGCUGAACUUUAAAAGUGAAGAGGAUGAAGAUGGAGGCAUGGUGUGUCCCUGCAGUGAUGACCUGAAGGAGAUCCUGAAGAACUUCCAUAAUGAACUCCUGGAGCACUGUGCUGUCCCCUCCAGCAAGGAGGAGAAAGAGACUGAGGUUGAGGCCGUGGAGCCCCCACCUGCUUCUUCAUGGCAAGAUAAAAUUCUGCAACUUGUUGCCAAGAAAAGGGAAGAAAAGAAAGCAGAAACAGAUGAAGGCAAAAAGCAGGGAGAAAAACCUGAUGAAAUCUUGGGUUGGUCAGGAUCUCUACAGAAUUUGAUUUCCAAUACAAUGAGAAAAUGGGCCGAAGAAGAUUUCAUAACUGACCAGAGCCUGGUGCAGGAGAUGUUUAGCCUGCUCUAUAGACAAUACGAUGGCAUUGGAGAGGUCCUGAGAGCUAUAUUGAAAACAUACGUAAUAAGUGCUGCCAGCACCCAUGACAUCAACAACUUGGUGAAGGCUCUUGGGAACAUACGAGCCCUGCUAAAUGUACAGGUGGCGCCACAGGAAGAAGAGACACUGAAGAGCAGCAUCAAGGAUCUCCUGGACAACAAGGUGUUCUUCCAGCACCCAGACCUGAUGCGUGCCCUGUAUGUCCACGAGACUGUGAUGCAACUGAUGGUGAAUACGCUGAAUAAACAGCAGCAGCAGCAGGCGGCCGGUGGCGGGGAGGUGAAGAGAGAUGGAGACGUGGAGCAACCAGUGGAUAACUCCACAGACAUGGUGGUGAUGUGUUGCCGUUUCCUCUGCUAUUUUUGCCGCACAAGUCGCCAGAACCAGAGGGCCAUGUUUGAUCAUCUCAGCUACCUGCUAGAAAACAGCAGCAUGUUGCUAGCUCAUCCAUCUCUCCGAGGCUCCUGUCCCCUGGACGUGGCUUACUCCUCUAUGAUGGACAACAACGAGCUGGCCCUGGCCCUCAGAGAGUCCCACCUGGAGAAGGUGGCCGUCUACCUGUCCAGAGCCGGCGUCCAGUCCAACUCAGAGCUGCUGGCCAAGGGAUACCCAGACAUUGGCUGGGACCCUGUGGAAGGAGAGAGGUUUCUGGACUUCCUGCGCUUCUGUGUGUGGGUGAAUGGUGAAAGUGUGGAAGAAAACUCCAACCUUGUCGUACGUCUGCUGAUCAGACGUCCAGAAUGCCUGGGGCCUGCUCUGAGAGGUGAAGGCGGAGGUCUUCUGAAGGCAAUGAAAGAUGGAAUCAGAAUGUCGGAACAGAUCGCUGCCUCUAGAGACAGCAUGUCUUCAGGUUUUCUGGCAGCCAUUAAUGAUGACAACGACACAGAAUUCUUGAGACAGAGUGAGGAGAAAAACAGGCAUAUAUUUCUAACCCAUGAUGGAGUUAAAUAUGACUUCUCAACUCUGCCACCUGAAGAUGACGAGGAUUAUAUAGACAUGGGAGGAGCCAUCUUGGAUUUCUACUCCGCCUUGGUUGACCUCCUGGGGCGCUGUGCUCCAGAUGCAGAGAUUAUUAAAUCUGGUCGCAGUGAUUCACUGAGAGCACGCGCCAUCUUGAGAAGCUUGGUGUCAGUUGAGGACCUGGAAGGUGUUCUGGGCUUGAAGUUUAUUCUGCCUAUUACAAGUCAGUCUGAUGAUGGUGAGGCUAAGCAGAGCGAGGGCAGUCUUCCCCCAGGGUUGCUCCCCCAGCACAAGUCUGCAGUGGUACAGUUCUUAGAGAGAGUCUAUGGCAUACCAGACCAGUCCACCUUCUUCAGACUCCUGGAGGAUGGCUUCUUGCCUGAUCUCAGAGCUGCUACAACACUGGACACGGCUGCUGCUUCUGACAGUGAUAUGGCUUUGGCGUUGAACAGAUAUCUAUGUAACUCUGUCCUACCACUGCUGACUGCCUAUGCCCACUUCUUUGAUGAUGCUGACCACGUGUCUUCCUUACUGGACUCCACACUGCACACAACAUACAGGCUGUCCAAGUGUCGAUCUCUCACCAAGAACCAGAAAGACCUUGUCACAGAGUUCUUGGUGUCUUUGACUGGUCACUUGAGACCACCCAUGAUGACCAAACUUUUGAGAAAGCUGACUAUUGACUUGCCAGGAUUAAAUGAAAACACAGUGGUACCACUGAGGGUUUUGACCCACCACUAUGAGCGCUGUGGUCGUUACUAUGGCACUGGCGGCUGGGGCAGCUGGGGUGCAGCAACAGAGGAGGAAAAGAAACUCACCAUGAUGCUGUUUACUUUGAUCUUUGAUUCAUUGGCACAGCGGGCAUAUGAUCCAGAAUUGUUUUCAAAAGCUCUUCCAUGCCUGUCAGCCAUUGGCUGUGCCCUGUCACCUGACUACUCCCUGUCCAAUCAAGAUGAGCCGUGGCUUAAGGAUGCAUCAUUGGAUACAGAUGGGAUGUACAACCCCCAACCAGUAGAAACUACAAGAAUAUCACUUUCAUCUCCUCUGGAGUCUGUGGCCAGGAAGUUUGCUGAGCACUACCAUGACUCAUGGGCCGUAAAGAAGUUUGAUCAAAGUUGGGUGUAUGGGCCAGCCUAUGAUGAGGAUAACAAAAUACAUCCAAAUCUCAAACCAUUCUCUAUGUUGAACAACAAGGAUUCUGUCAGAUGUCUGGAGCCAGUGCGUGAGAGCAUGCGCGCCAUGUUGGCAUGGGGCUGGACGUUGGAUGUAGAUCAGAACCGCCUGACUUCUGGUGGCAGCCUCAAGAGGAGAGGAUCCCGGGUCUCUGUGGACUCCCAGAAUUACAACCCUCGUCCUGUUGACCUACGUAAUCUGACCUUGACCAGAGAGAUGCAAAAUAUGGCGGAGAGGCUGGCAUCCAACUCACAUGAUGUCUGGGCAAGAAAGAAGAAAGAUGAAUUAGAUGCUAUUGGUGGCGGUAUUCACCAGCAAGUUGUUCCCUUUGACAUCCUGACAGACAAAGAGAAGAGGCCCCACAGAGAGAGAGCCCAGGAGCUGCUCAAGUUUCUACAGAUGCAGGGCUAUAGACUGCAGAGCAACGACAUGGCUGACAAUAGGAAAAUGAGCGUAGCGGGCCCCAGGACUGUGUCUAAUUCCAGACAAAGUAAGGACUCGGAGGCAGACAGCGGGGUGGGCGUCUCAGCAACUGAGAAAAGAUUUGCUUACUCCCUGCUUGAGAAGCUACUGGAAUAUGUGGAUAAAGCUGCUGUGAACCUGAAUACUCUGAAACCAAGUAGCCGUUAUAGUAGGAGAGAAAGUUACACCAUGGCAACUGAAGAUGUUAAAUUCUUUGGAAAGGUGGUCCUCCCAUUGGUGGAGAAGUAUUUCCGUGCCCACAAAGUGUACUUCAUAGCUGCCCCAGGGAUGCCACAGGCCAGUGUUGGCAUGGCCUCUGUCAAGGAGAAAGAAAUGACAGCAAGUCUGUUUUGCAAGCUUGCCUACCUUCUGAGACAGAAGAUCACAGCAUUUGGGCAUGAUGUUGACAUAGCAGUCAGGUGUCUGCAGGUUUUGGUUCAUGCUAUCGAUGCAAGAUCUGUGGUGAAGAACAGCCCAGAGAUAGUCCGCUCCUCCCUCCUGCCAUUUUUCAACAAUGCAGCAGACGACCUGUACCAAGUGGUCCACAAUAUAAAGAGUGGGCGAUUUAGCCAUGUGAAAGGAACCAUCUCCAGGGGCGCCACCAGUCUCAACUAUGUCCACAUGGUGCUGCUGCCAGUGCUGUCCUCUAUGUUUGAUCAUCUUGGUUCUAAUAAUUAUGGAGCAGACUUGCUGGUUGGAGAGAUGCAGCUUGCCAGUUAUAAAAUCCUCAAUGCCUUGUACACCCUAGGCACCAGUACAGCAGCAUGUGUGGAAAGGAUCUAUUUGCUGGAAGAAAUGAACAGGCAUCGUCCUCUCCUGGGUGAGUGUAUCGCCUCCUUUGCCAGCACAUUCCCAGUGGCGUUCCUGGAACCCCAGCUGAACAGGUACAAUAAACACUCCAUGUUGUAUGGAAUCACGGAGGAGAGGAUAGCAGAACACUCCCUGGAGGCACAAGAUGUCAUGAAGCAGCUAGCAGACAACCUUCCGACUCUGGACAAGAUUGUUGCUGAGAUAGAAGAACUGGCAGAGUCCGGCGGCAAAUAUCAAGAGGCUCCUCACGUCAUUGAGGUCACUCUGCCCAUGCUGUGCAGCUACUUGCCUUUCUGGUGGUCCCAGGGGCCAGAUAAUGUCAACUUGACUGAAGGUCAGGACUAUGGCUCUGACAGAAGAAACAGUUUGCAGUUUGACACCUCUUCCAGCAACCAUGUUACCACGGUAACGGCACAGCUGAUGAAUGCGGUACUGGGAAAUGUGCUGAAGCUGAUUAAGAACAAUGUGGGGACACCUAACGCCCCCUGGAUGAACAGGAUUGCAACACGUACCCAACCAAUUAUUGCUAACUCCACCCUGGAGAUGCUGGAGGAGCACAUGCUCCCCCUGGCAGAGAAAAUCACAGAUAACCGCCACAAGGUGGAGCUCCUGGAGGAACAGUACAAUGCCAUCAAGAGGAACCAGCAGGACAUAGACUCUGAGAUUGAGGAACAGCUACAUGAUGCAAUGCACAUCCUGGUACGAGAUAUCUAUGCCUUCUUCCCUCUGUUGAUCAAGUAUGUGGACCAGCACAGGUCUCACUGGCUUAGAAACCCCACAGUGGGUGCAGAGAAGCUGUACACAUGUAUUGCUGAAAUCUUCACCUACUGGACCAAGUCACCUUUUUUCAAGAGAGAAGAGCACAACUUUGUCACCCAGAACGAGAUCGACAACAUGGCAUUAAUCAUGCCCAGUCAGCAAGGAAAAUCCCUCCAGGUGGUGCGAGCAGACAGUGGCAACCAGAGUCAGGACCAAGAGAGCACAGUUCCCAAGUCUGGCAGGAAGAAGCACAAGCCAAAGAUGGACAGCUACACCAGCUUGAAUGUGGCCUGUUUGAAGAGGCUUCUACCUAUAGGGUUGAACCUGUUUGGAGGCAGGGAGCAAGAGCUGGUUCAACAAGCAAAGGAUAAGCUGAUACAGAAGGAACCGGAGGGAGACAUUGAGGAAUUUCUCAAGUCCAGUCUGAUGCUUGAGGAUGAGAAUGAAGAGAAUGACAACAAAUGGCAGAAAGUUCUAUACAAGAAGAUUGGCCGCACCAAGUUUGCAGGAGUGGUGGAGAUGACACUGGACCAUGCUGUGGAGAGGGUGAUGUCAAUGGCAAGAGUUCUCCAUGGCUUGCACCUGGUUGAACACCCGCCCCCGUCCCAUAAGGGUGCCUGGCGGAAGGUCAUCUCAACCCAGAGGAAGAGAGCAGUCAUGGCCUGCUUCAGAAUGGUGCCACUUCAUAACCUGCCAAGACAUCGUGUGAUCAACCUGUUCAUGAAGGCAUACAAAGAACAGUGGCUGAUAAUGGAAGAUAUUGGUCAAGUCAGGCUUAUAGAGGACCUCACACAUUCAGAAGAAGAAGAUAUAGAGAAAAAGGAAGAAGAGGAAGAAGAAAAACCAGAUGCCUUAACACAGUUGGUGACUGCCUUGAGUCGUACUGCCACCACGGAGCAGGAUACACUUCAGGAAAACUUCCUCUACAUGUCCUUUGCACAAAUCAUGAGCAAGAGUUGCAGCGGUGAAGAUGAAGAUGAUGAUGAUGAGAAUGAAGAAGACCCAGGAGCCUCUUUCCAGGAGCAAGAGAUGGAAAAACAGCAGCUUUUGUUUGAACAGUCACGCCUUGCUGACCGUGCAGCUGCAGAGAUGAUGCUUCUUUACAUCAGUGCUAGUAGAGGUGCUUGGACAGAUAUGGUGAUAAACACUAUUGAUCUAGGCAUCUCCUUGCUCCGUGGAGGUAAUGAAGAAAUUCAGUCGCGUAUGCUGACACAUCUGAGAGAAAAGAAAGAUGUCGGAUUCUUCACCUCUAUUGCUGGAAUGAUGCAGAGAUGCAGUGUAUUGGACCUGGAUGCCUUUGAGAGGAACAAUAAGGCAGAAAGCCUGGGUGUUGGCAGUGAGGGGGCAGCAGGCGUCAAGAAUCUCCAUGAUGCUGAGCAGACGUGUAAACUAUUCCGUUUCUUGCAGUUACUGUGUGAAGGGCACAACCUUGAGUUCCAGAACUACCUGAGAACACAGGCUGGGAACAAUACAACAGUCAACAUCAUCAUCUGCACUGUGGAUUAUUUACUUAGAUUACAGGAAUCAAUUAUGGACUUCUACUGGCACUACUCAGGCAAAGAUGUCAUUGAUCCAGCUGGCAAGGACAACUUUGUCCGCGCCAUCAAGGUGGCCAAGCAAGUGUUCAGGACACUCACUGAGUAUAUACAGGGUCCCUGCUCACAGAAUCAGCUGGCCUUGGCCCACAGUAGAUUGUGGGAUGCAGUUGGAGGAUUCCUCUAUAUCUUUGCUCACAUGCAGGAUAAAUUGUCCAAGGAUCCAGAACAACUUGAACUCCUCAGAGAAUUUAUGAAACUACAAAAAGAUAUGAUGAUUAUGUUGCUAUCCAUGUUGGAAGGGAAUGUCAUGAAUGGACCCAUUGGAAAACAGAUGGUGGACACUUUAGUGGAGUCAUCUGCCAAUGUUGAGAUGAUCCUCAAGUUUUUUGAUAUAUUCUUGAAAAUGAAGGAUAUGACAACUUCAGAGGCCUUCUUGGAAUUUGAUACAAACAAAGAUGGAUGGAUAUCUUGCAAAGAAUUCCGUCGAGCUAUGCUGGAUCAAAAGAUGUAUAAAAG
This is a messenger RNA of Lingula anatina, 7962 nucleotides long. Its product is annotated as ryanodine receptor. NCBI's taxonomy places the organism in Eukaryota, Metazoa, Brachiopoda, Lingulata, Lingulida, Lingulidae. Gene Ontology annotation, molecular function: protein binding; ryanodine-sensitive calcium-release channel activity; calcium ion binding. Gene Ontology annotation, biological process: release of sequestered calcium ion into cytosol by sarcoplasmic reticulum; striated muscle contraction; intracellular calcium ion homeostasis. The record is from RefSeq and is a predicted model, not a curated record. Gene Ontology annotation, cellular component: sarcoplasmic reticulum membrane; sarcolemma; smooth endoplasmic reticulum.